AUGAUUAUCAAGCAUGAUCAGAUAUCGUCUUCAUCUGAGUCAACCAACGAGUAUAGAGUUGACAUCACGAAGGAGUACAUCCUCGAUGUAAUGAGGGUUCUUCUGGUAUUGAAAGAUCCCGAAGAUAAUGAAAAGGAUGAAAUGAAUGAAUUUGGUGAUUCCUGUACCUCCAAACAGCUAGCCAAGUGGGUAGCAAAUGAUGGUAAUUGGGGCCAGUUGGAAAGACAGCAAGUGGAUGGUGCCCGUUUAAGAGGUAGGCGCAUGUACCUCCUCAGAAGUCAAUACAGAGCAACUGUUAUUGACAACGUGAAAAACAUCAACUCGUAUAGGGCAUUUGCUCAUGUGGAUGCCUAG
Molecule: messenger RNA, 354 nt
Organism: Cokeromyces recurvatus
Lineage: Eukaryota; Fungi; Mucoromycota; Mucoromycetes; Mucorales; Mucoraceae
Exons: 5
Coding region: 1-354 (117 amino acids)
Source: RefSeq, a predicted model, not a curated record